This is a messenger RNA of Solea senegalensis (Senegalese sole), 2881 nucleotides long. It is a transcript of the gene ccdc149a, whose product is annotated as coiled-coil domain containing 149a. Bases 210 to 1898 code for a protein of 562 amino acids. The record is from RefSeq and is a predicted model, not a curated record. The transcript is spliced from 13 exons. Lineage: Eukaryota; Metazoa; Chordata; Actinopteri; Pleuronectiformes; Soleidae.
CGAAAAGUGGCGUUUGCUUUAUUUUUGUACGGGAAGUUUUCUUUGCUCGUCUCAUUCCGCGAGACUUGACAGGAGUGCCACGAGAAAGUGACGUCGAAGGAUAAACAAACGGGGGGAAGGAAGCGAGGCGGCAGCCCGGACACAGGCACAGGAAAGACGACCUGCAGCACCUACUCGUUAGUGUGCACGAAAUUAUAAAAUACUAUACAAUGCAGUCUUCCAAGAGGAGUGAAAGUGACUGGCAGGGGCUGGUCAGCGAGUUCCUGGUGUGCAAGCGUAAACUGGAGAGUAAGAAAGAGGCUCUGCUCAUUCUGUCCAAAGAGCUGGAUACCUGUCAGCAGGAGAGAGACCAGUACAAGCUGAUGGCCAACCAGCUGCGGGAGCGCCACCAGGGUCUCAAGAAGAAGUACAGAGAGCUUAUUGAUGGUGAUCCCUCUUUGCCGCCAGAAAAACGCACUCAAGUGAACUUGGCUCAGCUGUUGAGAGACUCGAGGGAACGAGCGAAACUGCUAGCUGAGGAGGUGAAGGAGCUCACACAGAGGCUUACGGAGGCCCAGGGGGAUAACAAGCUUCUGAGGAUGACCAUUACUCGACAAAGGCUGGGGGAUGAGGAAGUGGGAACGCGCCACUUUCCUGCCCAUGAACGUGAGGAUUUGGUUCUUCAGCUCGAGCGAGCAGGACUGCAGAUGGAGGAGAUGCAGCACAACGUGAAGGCUCUGUCAGACGAGCUGCAGGAUGUGAAGGCGGAGCGCGACGUGUUCAGGGAGAAGGCUGAUCGACUCAACGUGGAGCUUAACCAUAUCUUGGGCAACAACGUGGCACGCAUCAUUGAUGUGGACGCCCUCUGCAUGGAAAACAAGUAUUUGCACGAGCGUUUCAGCCAACUGCAAGAGGAGGUCAAUCUCUUGAAAUCAAACAUCAUGAAGUAUAAGACAGCACUUGAGAGGAGGAAGAACUCCAGCACAUAUGGGAAAUCAAACAGCAGUCCCCUCACUGGAGUCCUGUCAGCCAAACAAGUACAGGAGAUGAUCCUGGAAGAGCAGGGCUGCAGCCUGCCGGCCACUCCUCAGUCCAUCGCUGAUCUCAAGUCCCUGGCCACAGCUCUGCUGGAGACCAUCCAUGAGAAGAAUCUGAUCAUUCAGCACCAGAGGCACACCAACAGGAUCCUUGGAAACAGAGUUGCUGAUUUGGAAAGAAAGCUGAAGACCUUGGAGGUUUCAGGAUUGUGGAGUCUUCCAGGCUUGACCUACCGUGUAUCAGUGGGAAUUGGGAGGACACGGAACAACAGCAUGCUGAAUGAAAACCUCCAACCAGAGCUUUCACCGACACGUGCCACAUCUCAGCCAAUCAUACAGCCCAUCGUGCAGCAGCCUCCCAGAGACAGCAGAAGUGCAGAUGAAUCGCUGUGGGAAUGCCACACCGCUGGCAGCGACCUUGGCACAGAUGGCGUCAGCAGGGAGGACACACCUGCUCUGCUCAGCAGUCUGCAGCGAGAUGCGGGGGUGGAGGGGAAUGGAGUCGACAGGAGGGGCGGAGAGCGAGUGACCCCGAUGGAAGACGGUGCUGCCGGGGAGAUGGAGGAGGAGCGUAGUCCGGUGGAAGAGGCGGGGCAUGAGGUGGAGGGAAUUGAGGAUGAAGAGAUCGGUUGCACCGUGGAGGAGGGAGAGGAGGCGGCUUUGGCGCUGGAUGCGCCGCCCAAUGAAUCAGACUUUUCCUGGCUCAUGAAUACACAAGCUUCUACGGAUCAUUUAGAAGUAGGGGGUCAGUACUGCCAAACCCAGGACCACGAUUCUAAUAAUGCGCCUGAACUCGAAAAAGCCUCGAUACCAACUCCAGAGAAAGGGGCAGAAGAGGUGUCAAGUACACUCGAGUGGGACAUUCACUGUCCAUCUGCAUAGAGUGAUACCUGUCAUAGCGAAAACCUGGCAUAGAAUACUCUCGGAGAUGGAAUUAAAACUGCAUCCAGUCAUCCUCAUUAAUGAUUGCAUUAAUCAUUGUUCGACUUGACACUUGUGUCCUCGAGAAAACACCUUUUCAGCCUCCGUCCGCAGAGCUUGUAGACAGUUGCACUUGUCAGAGAAGGACAGGAGGUGGCGCUGGUGGUGGCAGAGCUGAAGAUGCUGAGAUUUUCAUUGGGAGUGGCCAGCGUGGACAAGAUUAGAAAUAAGCACAUUUGACAAAGGAGGUUGAAGAUGAAGCUGUCGGGUAGGAGGAAAAGAGAAAGACCACAGAGAAGCUUUGCAUGGAUGUUGUGAAGGAGGACAUGAGGAAAGUGGGUGUAACAGAGAAGGACACAUGUGGGGCUUUUCCAUGAUACAGUUCUAGCUCGAUAGUACCUGGUGUUUUUUUAGUACCUGCUCUGGCAAGGUCCCAAGCGAGCUGAGCCGACACUAAACUGUGACGUCAGCAGAUUGCCAGCUGCUGAUUGAUCAGAGUGUCGUCACUGGAAGAGUCACGAGCGCGACAUCCGACGUAAGAAUAAAACCCGAGCAUACGUGGCUGCUGUCCCGCAAAAAUACUCCGUGGUCCAUCGGUGCAGGACAAAAAUGACAUCAUAGCAGUUUAACGACCCCACCCACGCUGAGGAGGUACUAUGAAGUAACGGAAAACGAUGUGACUGAUACCAAACCGUGUAGAGUCGGGUUGAGUAGAGCUGAGUAGUGCUAGAACUGUAUAAUGGAAAAGCGUCCACUGGUAAGACGGAGGCAGAUGAUCCACUGUCGCGACCACUAAAGGUAGAAGCCGUAAGGGAGAAGAAGACAGAGCCAGAGGUGCGUUUGUACCCAAACAGACUUGUUACGACUCAGAAACAGACAAUGUUGAAAUCAAGGAUUGCCCUCCAGAAUAAAAGAAAUGGCAGCCUCAUGUCUUGCUCAACGUA